Quercus lobata is the source of this 1926-nucleotide messenger RNA. RefSeq names its product mitogen-activated protein kinase kinase kinase 1-like. Gene Ontology annotation, cellular component: cytoplasm. Gene Ontology annotation, molecular function: ATP binding; MAP kinase kinase kinase activity. NCBI's taxonomy places the organism in Eukaryota, Viridiplantae, Streptophyta, Magnoliopsida, Fagales, Fagaceae. Bases 367 to 1926 code for a protein of 519 amino acids. The record is from RefSeq and is a predicted model, not a curated record. Gene Ontology annotation, biological process: protein phosphorylation; MAPK cascade. The transcript is spliced from 2 exons.
AGGGAAUGAUAGUGGGUGUGCAGUGGCUUCUACUGGCAUCCCGUCGUCUCUUUAAUUUCUUUUGUUUGUAUAGUUUACUUGCUUCUUGCCAACUCCUUUUGAAUACAUGACAUUCUGUCUUAGAAUCUCAACUCUAAUUUGCCGCCUGGUAUAUUUUAUGUCUUAGAAUCUAAACUCAAAGAAGCUUAGCUAGUAGGUGUGCAAUGGCUUCCACUAGCAUACAAGCUACUCAAUCGUCUCUUUGAUUUCUCUUCUUGUUCUAAAAGAUGUAGUUUGCUUGCUUCUUGCAAAUCCGUUUGAAGCCAUGACAUUGUCUGUCAUAUAUAGAAUCUAAACUCAAACAAGCUAUGUAGUAAGUACUUACCAAUGGCAUCCACCAGCCUUCAAACUGUUCCAUCCUCUUUUACCUCCGCUUUUUCUAAACCCCAACCAGAAUAUGACGUUUUCCUCAGUUUUAGAGGAGAAGACACCCGUUGUAAGUUUACCGACCAUCUAUAUCAUGCUUUGGUUGAUAAAGAGAUUACCACUUUCAGGGAUGAUAAAGAACUUAAGAUGGGAGAGCCCAUUUCGCUGGAACUCUUGGAAGCAAUCGAGAAAUCAAGGAUUGCGGUCAUCAUUUUCUCUGAAAAUUAUGCUUCUUCCACAUGGUGCUUAGAAGAACUUGCAAAGAUUGUUGUAUGCAGAGAAAGAGGGAUAUUGAGAGUGUUGCCUAUUUUCUACCAUGUGGAACCUACUGAUGUGAGACAUCAGACGAACACUUUUAAAGGGGCCUUUACUGAACAUGAAAAGUGUUUCAAGGAGAACCCAGAGAAGGUGCAGAACUGGAGAGAUGCUUUAAGAAGCGUGGCCAAUCUCACUGGAAAGCUUUUAAAGGAUGGGGUUCAUGAGGCAGACUUUAUCCGAAGCAUUGUUCAAUGGAUAUAUUCGAAAUUGAAAGAGGAUAAGAAGCAGAAUGAAGGUCCUUUGGAAUCAACAUCGAAUCGUAAUGAGAAUGAGACUGAAAAUGAGAAUGAGAAUGAGAACGAUAUCGGGAUUGUUCGCGCAACGAAUGUGAUUCCAGUGUAUAGUUUUUUGCCGAGAGGGAAAUUGAGACGGAGUAUUAGUUCGUGGCAAAAGGGUGAGCUUCUUGGAAGUGCCUCUUUCGGAACCGUCUAUGAGGGCUACACUGAGGAUGGCUUCUUUUUUGCUGUAAAGGAGGUUUCGUUGCUGGAUCAAGGAAGCCAGGGCAAGCAGAACAUUUCCUACGUUGAGCAGGAGAUUUCACUUUUAAAGCAAUUUGAACAUGAGAAUAUAGUUCAGUAUCUUGGCACGGAAAAGGAUGAAAGUAGGAUUUAUAUCUUCCUUGAGCUCGUAACAAAAGGGUCACUUGCCAGUCUUUAUCAAAAGUAUCGCUUGAGGGAUUCUCAAGUCUCUGCUUACACAAGACAGAUUUUGAAUGGAUUGAAGUAUCUUCAUGAUAAGAAAGUGAUCCACAGGGACAUCAAAUGUUCUAAUAUAUUGGUGGAUGCAAGUGGAUCUGUAAAACUUGCAGAUUUUGGGUUGGCAAAGGUAACCAAAUUGAAUGAUAUUAAGUCUUGCAAAGGGACUCCAUUCUGGAUGGCACCUGAGGUUGUUAAUUUAAAGAACCGUUUCUACGGGCUUGCAGCUGAUAUAUGGAGCCUUGGAUGUACCGUGCUGGAGAUGUUAACGCGUCAACAUCCAUACUCUCACUUGGAAGGCAUGCAAGCAUUGUUUAUGAUUGGCAAGGGUGAACCUCCUCUAGUUCCUGAUUCCUUGUCAAGAGAUGCCCGAGAUUUCAUCCUCAAAUGCCUACAAGUUAACCCAAAUGAUCGGCCUACAGCAACUCAGCUAUUGGAUCAUCCAUUUGUGACUAGACCUCAAAAUUCCUUUGGACCUGCUUCUCCUCACAACAGCAUACAGUUAUAA